Molecule: messenger RNA, 1582 nt
Organism: Capsicum annuum
Lineage: Eukaryota; Viridiplantae; Streptophyta; Magnoliopsida; Solanales; Solanaceae
Product: aquaporin NIP6-1
Exons: 7
Coding region: 378-1367 (329 amino acids)
Biological process (GO): transmembrane transport
Cellular component (GO): membrane
Molecular function (GO): channel activity
Source: RefSeq, a predicted model, not a curated record
UUAGUCUUCAAGUAUCAACCAAUUCAUGUCCAAAUGUCUGAGCAAAAUAGUCAGCUAUUGUAUGAUAAAGGAUCUUGUGUUCAUUGUUGAAUAGCAAGAUCAAGUGGGCAGGGACAGGAAACACAUGACUGAUGUCUCGGGUUUCAGAUCCUUUAAAUUCCAAAUGCAAAGUUUCUUUUUGAUUCCUGCCCCACUUUCCACUUCCCUUUUUAAUCUAUCAAUUCCAUCCACAAACUUUUUCUCCAAGUCAAAUAAUUCUUAGUGGCUGAUGAUGCAAAUAGAACUAUAAAUAGUCUUCACUGGAGGCUCACUGUCUGUAUACACAAGGACAGAGUCGAGUUAACUCAAAGCUUGUCUAGUUGAUAAUAAAUUCCACGAUGGACCCUGAAGAAGGUGUGUCGGCUGCUUCAGCACCAGCAACUCCAGGAACUCCUGGUGCUCCUCUCUUUGGUGGAUUCAAGCAUGAGAGGAAAAACACAGGCAAUGGCAAAAAAUCCCUUCUCAAGAGCUGUAAAUGCUUUAGUGUCGAACCAUGGGGCUCCGAAGAAGGAACUUUGCCUGCCGUUUCAUGCAUGUUACCUCCUCCUCCUGUCUCACUAGCUAGAAAGGUGGGAGCAGAGUUUAUAGGUACUCUGAUACUAAUAUUUGCAGGGACAGCCACAGCAAUUGUGAACCAGAAGACACAAGGCUCUGAAACACUAAUCGGACUGGCUGCCUCUAGUGGACUCGCUGUAAUGAUUGUGAUUCUGUCAACUGGCCACAUCUCUGGAGCCCAUCUUAACCCAGCUUUAACCAUUGCUUUUGCUGCUCUCAAGCAUUUCCCUUGGAAACAUGUUCCUGUGUAUAUUGGAGCACAAAUUCUAGCAUCAUUCUGUGCUGCAUUCACACUCAAGGUAGUUAUGAACCCAAUAAUGGGUGGUGGAGUCACUGUUCCUUCUGGUAGUUGUGUUCAAGCGUUUGCUUUGGAGUUCAUCAUCAGCUUUAACCUCAUGUUUGUUGUCACUGCCGUGGCUACUGACACUAGAGCUGUGGGAGAGCUUGCGGGAAUUGCAGUAGGAGCGACCGUCAUGCUCAACAUACUAAUAGCCGGGGAGACAUCUGGGGCUUCAAUGAAUCCAGUGAGAACCCUGGGACCAGCAGUAGCAGCAGGAAACUACAAGGCGAUAUGGAUCUACCUGACUGCUCCAAUUCUUGGCGCUCUAGUUGGAGCAGGCAUUUACUCUGCCGUCAAACUGCCUGAUGAAGACAGCAACAAUCACGCGAAGCAAGCACUGGAACAUAGUUUCAGAAGUAUUGAUCAUUUACCUCAGAGAACUCUAAGGGCGAUGUGCAGCACAGGGCAAAAUAGAUCAGAAGUUGGAUGCUAACAAAUAAGUUUGCCCACUCUUAUUCCACUACGAUCUUCAGAUAUUCCAUAACUUUCAAUUUAGCUGAUAGAUGUCUUGGUCAUCCACAAAAGGACAAUUUACUUGUUAUGUCACUUGAAUGCUAAAUCCAUGUGAAAAGCAAAUUCAACUACCUACUAAAUGAGGUACUGUAAAAAUAGACAGAAAUAAAGGCGGCCAAAAUCCGCUUUCUUUGA